AUGUCCUACCAUGCCGCAUUUCAUCACGUAGACAAUAAGACAGAAGAAAAGGGCAAACAACAUUGCAUGAGAUGUCACAAGUCCUUUGAUCCUGCCAAACCUAGUGAAAAUUCCUCCACAGCCUGUGUCAUGCUGAGCCCAUGUCCCUUUAUGGGUCAUCAUACUACCAAUGCCAAAGAAGUCGAUUACAACAAGUUUGAUAUCUGCGAUCCAAACAAGUGUGGAACCGUACUUCAUUCGUUUACCUUUCACCUAAGACUGAUACAAGCCGAAAAAGAGUGCCAUGUCAUACAACAAGGCUUGGAUCGCCAGGAUUCCAAAGACCGAAAGCGGCUGGAAGAUCAAUUGGAAUUCUUGCAAAAGAUCAAGAUGCGACAGGCAAAACUCCCAAAGGACAAACGGUGGAAUGCCAAACGUGUCAAAGCCAUAAACCAACAAUACGACCAGGUCGUCGAGUUGAUGAUUGAACGAGAAGCAGAAAAACUACAGUUGGAAACCUGGACGCGUCAAGUCUUGAAUCCGACCUAUCAAAAGAAAGAAAAAGAAUUGUUUGCCAAGGCACCGCAAGCGGAACCCAAAGCGAGGAAAACAUGGGCAAGAAUUGAACAGUUGGCAGCAACGACGAGGCAAGAUGAUGAUGACGAUAGUAGCCAAAGAAGAACUACUACUCCUGUUAGACCAAUGAUGAAAAACAAAUCCACAACAUCAGCAACAACUACUACGCAUCUGAAAACUAUACGAGAAUGA
Cylindrotheca closterium is the source of this 747-nucleotide messenger RNA. The record is from the annotation of a GenBank genome assembly. Lineage: Eukaryota; Bacillariophyta; Bacillariophyceae; Bacillariales; Bacillariaceae.